Molecule: messenger RNA, 3276 nt
Organism: Jaculus jaculus (lesser Egyptian jerboa)
Lineage: Eukaryota; Metazoa; Chordata; Mammalia; Rodentia; Dipodidae
Gene: Frrs1
Product: ferric chelate reductase 1
Exons: 16
Coding region: 123-1901 (592 amino acids)
Molecular function (GO): oxidoreductase activity, acting on metal ions
Source: RefSeq, a predicted model, not a curated record
GGAGGCGGAGGGCUCUGCUCCCGGCGCCCGGGACUCAGCUGCGCGCCAGCCGCGUGGCCUUGACCCACUAGCUUCCCUCCCACCCAAGGGAGGAAGGCAGAGACCAGGAUGGAAUCCAAGAGAUGGCAACUCCUCGAUUUAUCAUUGGUGCCUUCGUGUUUGUGUUGCUCCCUAAUUCUGUGUCUAAUUAUCCCAAUGGGAAAGUAACAAUGUCGUGUCAUGGAAUGAUGCCCCAACAUGGUCACAACCCACAAGCUGAGCCUGCUCAUCACAUCUCUGUCAGUCAGAUGAAGUUCCAACCGGGAGACCAGAUACAAGUUACUUUGUCAGGACCCCCAUUUAAAGGCUUUCUCUUAGAAGCUCGGGAUGCUGAAGAUUUGAGUGGCCCUCCUGUGGGCUCCUUCACAUUGAUUGACAGUGAGGUGUCACAGAUUCUGACUUGUGAAGAUGUACAGGGUUUAGCUGUGAGUCAUACACAUGCAUCUAAGAAAACAGAAAUUAGAGUCUACUGGAAUGCUCCGAGCAGUGCCCCCAGCCACAUACAAUUUCUAGCCACAGUUGUUGAGAAGUAUAAAAUCUACUGGGUGAAGAUUCCUAGUGAUGUCAUUUCACAACCAAAUGCACUUCCUUUCACGACACCUAAAGCUACAACAGCAUCUUUGUCAACGUUGCCUUCAAUCUCCCAUUUAACCGGACCAUUCAGUGCCUCGGAGUGUGGAAAGAAGAAGUUCUGUGUGCGAAGUCCUAGGAGUUGUGACCCAGAGCGUGAAGCCACCUGCUUCUUCUUGUCCUUCACCAGAGAGGAGCAGUCGGUGAUGGUUGAGCUGAGCGGUCCCACUGGAGGCUAUUUAUCCUUUGCGUUUUCCCAUGACAGAUGGAUGGGUGAUGAUGAUGCUUACCUGUGCAUCCGUGGAGAUCAGAGUGUGCACAUACAGCCUUCCCAUUUGACAGGGAGAAGUCAUCCUGUGCUGGACUCCAGGGGGAAUCUUGAGGAUAUGGCCUGGAGAUUGGCGGAUGGUGUCAUACAGUGUUCUUUCAGAAGAAACAUUACCCUUCCUGGGGUUAAGAACAGAUUUGAUCUAAACACACGCUACUACAUAUUUCUAGCAGAUGGUGAAGCUAAUGCUGGUCAAAUUCUUAAGCACUCUCAACAACCUUUGAUUACAUAUGAAAAAUACGACAUAACAGAUACACCAAAGAGCAUAGGAGGAUCACGUUCUUUACCCCUUUUGAAGGUCCAUGGUGCCUUAAUGUUUGUGGCAUGGAUGACUGCAGUUAGCACAGGUGUCCUGGUUGCCCGAUUCUUCAGAUCUGUUUGGUCAAAAGCUCUCUUUCUUGGUGAAGCAGCUUGGUUCCAGGUGCACCGGGCGCUCAUGCUUACCACAUCGGUGCUCACCUGCAUUGCUUUUGUCAUGCCUUUUAUAUACAGAGGAGGCUGGAGCUCUCACGCAGGUUACCACCCAUACUUAGGGUGCAUAGUGAUGACGUUAGCGAUCUCGCAGCCUCUUCUGGCAGCCUCCAGACCACCUUUACAUGACUCAAGGAGGCAGAUGUUUAACUGGACACAUUGGAGUGUGGGAACAGCUGCUAGAAUCAUAGCUGUGGCAGCAAUGUUCCUGGGGAUGGAGUUGCCAGGACUGGAUCUUCCAAGUCCCCAGAAGACCUACACAAUGAUGGGAUUUGUGACCUGGCACAUUGGGACCGAGAUUAUUCUAGAGAUACAUGCCUAUCGACUCUCUCGGAAAGUGGAAAUAUUGGACAAUGACAGAAUUCAGAUCUUUCAGUCACUUACUGUUGCCGAAGCAGAGGGGCAUGUUUUCAAAAAGGUGGUGUUGACAAUUUAUAUCUGUGGGAAUGUGACCUUUCUCAUCAUAUUCUUAUCUGCAAUCAACCACCGAUGAACAAGCAAAGACCUUGGUCUACAGUUAUCACCAAACAAAGAAACGUGACACUCGUGCUGGCAGCCUGAGCCUAUUCCAGUGUGUAGGACCCAGAGGCCUCUCUGUGCAGGAAUUCGGAAGGCGGGUUUUUCUAGAUCAAAUUCAAGAGGGUCAUACAGAAGAAACUGAUGUCAAGGACUUAUAAGUAAUUCUGUGUUCAAGGCAACAUAGAACUUGAAGAGAAAUGACUCUCAAAUAUUCCAUGAGAUAAUUUUAAGAAUGUUAGCCUUUAAUACAGUAAACUAGAAUGAUUAGGAAAAGGAAAAUAGAUGUCCUUAGGUAAGAGUACAUUGUUAAGGUAAAUAUAUAUUUUUUCCUUAUAAUGAUGCUGAUAUAGUGCUUUCAAGAACACAUUUAUUUUUUACAAGUUUAUAUGAAUGGUCUUUGAGACCUUUUUCAAGAAAGUAUGUUUUUCAGAGCUGGGUGUGUAGCUUAGUGGUGGAGCACAAAAAAGUGUUUUUGGAGGGCUACAUUUGCUUUUGUUUUUGUUUUGUGUGUUUCCAUACUCUGGUUAAAAGUAGAAAUGGGGGCCGGGGGGGUGGUGGCUUAGUGGUUAAGGUGCUUGUCUGCAAAGCCAAAGGACUCAGGUUUGAUUUCCCCACGGUUCAUGUAGGCCAGAUGCACAAGGUAGUGCAUGUGUCUGAAGUUCAUUUGCAGCAGCUGAAGGCCCUGGUGCACCCAUUCCCUCUCUAUAUCUGCCUCUUCCUCUCUCUUUAUCAAAUAAAAUAAAUUUAAAAGGUAGAUAUGGGAGUUGACCCCUUUAUAUGUUUCAUUAACAUUCAGCUGUAUUAUAUAUUUUCUUUGUUAGCCAUGAAAUGGAAACAGGUAUCAUUUGCUUAAGAAUUUAUUAAUUUUUCAGCUACAGAGGGAAAUGGUGUUUUCAAAAUUUUUUAUUGUUUCAGUUAUUAGAUUUAAGUCCUCAUAGCAUUUGGAGAAUAUAGAUUUUAUUUUUAUUUUAUUGUUUCAAACUUAAUAAAACUCACUUUUGUGAGUAUUUCAAAAAGGUAUUCUCAUCUGUAAAAAUAACAUGGAGGGGUUUUCUAUUUAGGACAUCCUUGUUUCUCUCAUGAAUUAGCAUUCCUUCCUAUUUCAGGAAUUUUUUUUUUGUGGUAAUCUAUUAUUUACUAUGAGUAUUUAUUGCCAGUAGGUGGCGCUAUAAUAUCGACGAACUCAUUUGUUCCUGUGAGCUGGCAGUCAUUCACUUUAAGACGUGGUAACAUGGUAUGGUAUUUUCUUUAUGUUCUACAAGCUUUUCCCUUUCCUUCCUUCCUUCCUUCCUUCCUUCCUUCCUUCCUUCCUUCCUUCCUUCCUUCCUUCCUUCCUUCCUUCCUUCCUU